UUCUGGAAGGUCCAGAAAAUGACCGACUCCUUGAUAUGAAUCUUGGGAUUGUUGGGAUCAGGUACCCAGCGAUGAAUUCUCCUUCCUGGUCUCAGCACGACUGUAACGAUCGCAAGAGAUGAGACCAUCGACUCAAAACAAUAACGUCGCCGAGUUCAAAGGCAACACUCAGAGCCCCUUCUCCUUUCGUUCCUUCUGGUACUUCUGAAUUUCUGUCUUUGGAGAUCUAAAACUCCGAUCGUUUGGUUCAACAUCACCGGAAGAUAUCAACCCGAGACUUCGGGGGGUUUUUGUCUUCAGCACAGGGAAAAUGGUAUUAGUCACGGCCGCACGGGAUUACGUUAACCGGAUGUUGCAGGACAUCUCGGGCAUGAAGGUUCUUAUACUCGAUUCUCAGACGGUCAGUAUUGUAAGUGUUGUGUAUUCUCAGUCGGAGCUUCUUCAGAAAGAAGUUUUCCUGGUGGAAUUAGUAGAUUCUAUUUCCAUGUCCAAUGAGUCCAUGUCACAUCUCAAGGCAAUUUACUUCCUACGGCCGACGUCAGAGAAUAUUCAGCAUUUGCGACGUCAGCUAGCUAAUCCUAGAUUUGGAGAGUACCACUUGUUUUUCUCCAAUAUGUUGAAGGAUACACAGAUCCACAUCUUAGCUGAUUCGGACGAACAAGAAGUUGUUAACCAAGUUCAGGAGUUUUAUGCUGACUUCGUUGCAGUUGAUUCUUACCAUUUCACCUUGAAUAUCCCCUCAAAUUGCUCGUAUAUGAUCCCAGCAGUUGUAGAUCCUUCAGGUUUGCAACGCUUUUGUGACCGCGUUGUUGAUGGCACUGCAGCACUUUUUUUGGCUUUGAAACGGAGGCCCGUUAUACGAUAUCAAAGGACCUCUGAUGUUGCAAAAAGAAUAGCACAGGAAACAUCAAAGCUGAUGUACCAGCAGGAAAGCGGUCUUUUUGAUUUUAGACGCAUGGAAGUUUCUCCUUUGUUGCUGAUAGUUGAUAGAAGGGAUGACCCUGUGACUCCUUUGCUGAAUCAAUGGACUUAUCAGGCUAUGGUUCAUGAAUUAAUUGAUAUUCAAGAUAACAAAGUGGAUUUAAGAAGCAUUGGAAAAUCAUCCAAAGACCAACAGGAGGUUGUCCUAUCUUCAGAGCAAGAUAACUUCUUCAAAGCUAACAUGUAUGAGAACUUUGGUGAUAUUGGAAUGAACAUAAAGCGGAUGGUGGAUGACUUUCAGCAAAUUGCUAAAAGUAACCAGAAUAUCCAAACCAUAGAAGACAUGGCUAAAUUUGUUGACAACUACCCUGAGUACAGAAAAAUGCAUGGAAAUGUCUCAAAGCAUGUGACAUUGGUUACAGAAAUGAGCAAGAUAGUUGAAGAGAGAAAGCUCAUGUUAGUGUCACAAACAGAGCAAGAAUUGGCCUGCAAUGGUGGGCAAGUGGCAGCUUUUGAGGCAGUUACGGAGUUCUUAAACAAUGAAAAUAUUUCUGAUAUUGACCGUUUACGGCUAGUGAUGUUGUAUGCUUUGCGCUAUGAGAAGGAGAGUCCAGUUCAAUUGAUGCAGCUUUUCAACAAGCUGGCUUCUCGGUCUGCCAAAUACAAGCCUGGGCUUGUCCAGUUCCUCUUGAAGCAAGCGGGUGUUGAUAAGCGAACUGGUGAUCUCUUUGGAAAUCGAGAUCUUUUGAAUAUUGCUCGUAACAUGGCACGUGGACUGCAGGGGGUUGAGAAUGUCUACACCCAGCAUCGGCCUCUUUUGUUCCAAACCAUGGAAAGCAUAACCAAGGGGCGUCUAAGAGAUGUGGAUUACCCAUAUGUUGGAGAUCAUUUUCAGCAGGCCAGACCCCAGGAUGUGGUUAUUUUUGUUGUUGGUGGGACGACAUAUGAAGAGGCACGUUCUGUUGCUCUGCAGAAUGCCAGCAAUUCCGGAAUUCGUUUCAUACUUGGUGGAUCCGUAAUACUCAAUUCUAAAAGAUUUAUUAAGGACUUGGAAGAGGCCCAGAGGAUUACUAAAUCCAGUGCGAGUGUCGUCUGAGGAAAUUAAAUCAAGUGCAAGUGUGUGAUCUGAAGUUCAAUUUCUUCCUAUUUAGCAUCUCCACACCACAUCCAUAUCAGCUGAAUAUUGAAAUCGUGUGAUUGGAAUCGGUGAAAUUGUGGCCAGAAUUUCAGUAGUGGCUAGAGAGGGGUGUAAAAUGAGGGGUAUUGAUUGAUAAUACACAAGUCAGCCUGUGGUAUUGCCUAAAAACCCCUAAAAUUCUACUUAGGUGAUGAAGUCUCGAGAAAAAAAGGCAAUGCAAGACCAACCAAUUUUUGUAUGAAAGAUCUGUAAUAUACACUAUUAUGCUGUAUGGAAGAACAAAGAAAAACAAGAGGAGAUAAAUAUAAGUAGUACUCCUUUUUUUUUCCCCUUAUACACCACUUGAUGUAUACUACAAGGUUUCAAAGAACUUGAUUGCUA
Molecule: messenger RNA, 2440 nt
Organism: Tripterygium wilfordii
Lineage: Eukaryota; Viridiplantae; Streptophyta; Magnoliopsida; Celastrales; Celastraceae
Product: vacuolar protein sorting-associated protein 45 homolog
Exons: 13
Coding region: 311-2017 (568 amino acids)
Biological process (GO): vesicle-mediated transport; intracellular protein transport
Cellular component (GO): Golgi membrane
Source: RefSeq, a predicted model, not a curated record